AUGGCCAGCCAACAUUUCUCCAAUGACCUGCAACAGGAAGUGACCUGCCCCAUCUGCCUGGACAUUCUGCAGGAGCCUGUCACCAUUGGCUGUGGGCACAGCUUUUGCCAAUGUUGCAUCUCUAGGAUUAAGGAAGCUUCUGGGGAUGACUUCAAAUGUCCUCUCUGCAAGUGUUCCGUGAGAAAGGACACAUUCAUACCCAACUGGCAGUUGAGGAAUCUUUUAGAGAAAAUUGGAAGAAUGGGUUCCUCUGAGAUGAAGCCAGAAGAGGAGGAGCUGAGAUGUUCAAAGCAUGGGGAGAAGCUGCACUACUUCUGUGAGGAGGAUGGGGAACUCCUCUGUGUGGUGUGUCGUGACUCCAAGGACCACAAAUCCCAUAACGCUAGUGUGAUGAAAGAAGCUGCUCAGCACCACCAGGAACAAAUUCAGGUGCAAGUGGCAGCUUUGCAGCAAAAAGAGCAGGAACUUGUACGUGUGAAGGCUCAAGAUGAAAAGAAGAUCAGCAACUUCAUGGCCCAAGUGGAGUCUGAGAAGCAACGGAUCCACACAGAAUUCAAGGACCUGCAGCAGGUCCUGGAGGAAAGGAAGAGCAUCCUCCUGUCCAGCAUUGAAUGGCUGGCUCAGGAGGGCACCAAGGAGUGUGAACGCUGCAAUGCUGACACACAGGCAAAGCUCAGCUCUCUCAAGGAUGCCCUGAAUUCCCUGAAGGUCAAGCAGCAGAUGCCACCCAGACAGCUGCUGCAGGACAUCAAAGGCACCUUGCAAAGGUGUGAAAAGGUUCAGUUUCAGUUACAAAGAACAACCCCAAUUCCUCUGGAACUGGAGAAAAAACUCAAUGAGGCCAAGUCCAGACAUGACUCCAUCAUCAAGAGCCUGAAGAAGUUUGGAGGUGUCAGCUUUAUCUGCAUGCCACAACACUGA
This is a messenger RNA of Ochotona princeps (American pika), 921 nucleotides long. Its product is annotated as E3 ubiquitin-protein ligase TRIM31-like. Gene Ontology annotation, molecular function: zinc ion binding. The transcript is spliced from 6 exons. The coding region runs from base 1 to 921 and encodes 306 amino acids. The record is from RefSeq and is a predicted model, not a curated record. NCBI's taxonomy places the organism in Eukaryota, Metazoa, Chordata, Mammalia, Lagomorpha, Ochotonidae.